AUGGAACAGCACGAUACUCGCAUCAAACGCAAAGAGCAUCCGGUUCCAGGAACCGAACGACCUGCCAAGCAUCCAAGAGGUGAAGAGGGUUAUGGGGAGCAAAACGGGAUUCAGAACGGUGUCUACCAUGGACAAGACAACGACGGGGAUAUCCAGUCGCUCCCGCUAGCUGUAGCAGCGGCUGAGACUGCGGAGUGGCAGGCAACUAUUGAGAAGGUGGUGAGGAAUGUGGUUUCAAUCCACUUCUGUCAGACCCAUUCAUUCGAUACGGACCCCGCCAUCUCGAGUGAGGCCACUGGAUUUGUUGUGGAUGCAGAGAGAGGUUAUAUCCUCACAAAUCGGCAUGUGGUGUGCGCUGGUCCAUUCUGGGGUUAUUGCAUUUUUGAUAACCAUGAGGAGUGUGAUGUUUAUCCCGUUUAUCGCGAUCCCGUUCAUGAUUUCGGCAUCCUAAGGUUUGAUCCUAAAACGAUCAAAUACAUGCCUCUAUCGACUCUGGAAUUGCGCCCCGACCAAGCUCAUGUUGGAUGUGAAAUUCGCGUGGUGGGCAAUGAUGCUGGUGAGAAACUCAGUAUAUUGUCUGGCGUGAUCAGUCGGCUAGACCGAAAUGCGCCAGAAUACGGCGACGGAUACAGCGAUUUCAACACAAACUAUAUCCAGGCUGCUGCCGCAGCAAGUGGGGGUAGUUCCGGAAGUCCUGUGGUCAACAUUGAUGGAAAUGCGAUUGCAUUACAAGCUGGCGGCCGAGCAGAUGGUGCUGCUACCGACUACUUCUUGCCCUUGGAUAGACCGCUGCGCGCCCUACGUUGCAUUCAACAAGGAAAGCCAGUCGCUCGCGGGACCAUCCAAACUCAAUGGAUGAUCAAACCCUUCGAUGAAUGCCGCAGGCUUGGCCUGUCCUCGGCAUGGGAGGCUGCGGUCCGCAAAGGCUUCCCCAAGGAGACAGGGAUGCUCGUAGCUGAGAUUAUUCUUCCUGAAGGCCCAGCGGAUACGAAACUUGAAGAAGGAGAUGUUCUGAUCAAGGUCAAUGGCGAGCUGUUAACUCAGUUUGUCCGAUUAGACGAUAUUUUGGACACGCAUGUGGGCCAGAAGAUCGCCCUCUUGGUACAACGAGGUGGCAAGGAUGUGCAAGUAGAGGUUGACGUGGGCGAUCUGCACGCUAUCACUCCAGAUCGAUUUGUCACUGUUGCGGGUGGCUCCUUCCAUGAUCUGUCCUAUCAACAAGCCCGGCUGUACGCAAUUCCCGUCAAAGGAGUAUACGUCUGCGAGGCUGCAGGAUCGUUCAGAUUUGAGAGCACCGAUUCAGGCUGGCUUAUCGACUCGAUAGAUCAGAAGAAGACGCCAGACCUUAAGACAUUUAUUGAGGUCAUGAAAGGAAUACCCGACCGUGCGCGCGUUGUGGUGACCUACAAGCACCUCCGGGAUCUUCACACGUUGAACACGAGCAUUAUCUACGUUGACCGCCACUGGACGAGCAAAAUGAGAAUGGCGGUACGAAAUGACGAAACUGGUAAAUGGGACUUCACUGAGCUCGCUGAUCCAAUCCCGGCUUCACCACCUGUUCCUCGCAAAGCCAACUUUAUUCGGUUGCCCAGCGUCAGAGAUCCGGAGGCCGCCGAUAUUAUAAGGAGCUUUGUCCGCAUCAGCUGCUCUAUGCCUGUAAAGCUCGACGGCUUUCCUCGAGCUCGGAAGGUCGGGUUUGGCUUGGUCAUAAAUGCCGAGAAAGGCUUGGUGAUAGUGUCGCGAGCAAUUGUUCCGUAUGACCUCUGUGACAUUUCCAUCACCAUUGCCGACUCGAUUAUAGUUGAUGCUAAAGUCUUGUUCCUGCAUCCUCUGCAAAACUACGCUAUUGUUCAGUACGAUCCUUCAUUGGUUCAAGCACCUGUCAAGAGUGCAAAACUGAGUUCCGAGUGGAUCAAGCAAGGCGCAUCUACCAUCUUCUUAGGUUUCAACCAAAACUUACGAGUUGUUGUGGCACGAACGACGGUAACAGAUAUCACCACUGUUGCGAUUCCAGCAAACGCCGCUGCGCCGCGUUACCGUGCUAUCAACCUCGAUGCCAUCACCGUUGACACUGGCCUCAGCAGUCAGUGUGGUAGUGGUGUCUUGGUCGCUGAAGAUGGUACUGUGCAGGCGCUUUGGAUGAGUUACCUCGGAGAGCGAUCAGCCCAUACCAAUAAGGAUAUUGAGUAUCACUUAGGUUUGGCCACACCCUCUCUGUUUCCCGUCACCAAUCCGAUCCAGAGUGGUAUUGUGCCUAAGCUAAGGAUGCUCAAUAUCGAAACCAACACGGUUCAAAUGAGCCAGGCCCGGAUCAUGGGUGUCUCUGAAGAAUGGAUGCAGAAAGUUGAGCAGGAAAACCCUGAACGUCACCAGCUCUUCAUGGUGCGCAAGGUGGAAUGUGGUCACGCCUUUCCCCAGGUGCUGCAAGAAGGCGAUGUCAUCUUGACUCUCAAUGGCAAGCUCAUUACCAGAGUCUCUGAGCUCGAUGUUAUGUAUGACAAUGAAAUUCUGGAUGCUGUCAUUGUUCGGAAUUGUGUGGAGAUGAACCUCAAAGUUCCGACUGUAUCCACUGACGAUCUCGAAACCGAUCGUGCUGUCAUAUUCUGUGGCGCUGUGCUGCAUCGGCCUCAUCACGCUGUAAGGCAGCAGAUUAGUAAGAUGCACUCAGAGGUAUAUGUCUCAGCCAGGACCCGAGGAUCUCCGUCGUAUCAAUAUGGUUUAGCUCCUACGAACUUCAUAACCGGUGUGAACGGCGUGGAGACCAAAGACCUCUCGAGCUUCGUUUCUGAAGUAAACAAGAUUCCUGAUAAUACAUACUUCCGCCUGAAAGCUGUCACCUUCGACAAUGUCCGUUGGGUGGCUACCAUGAAGAAGAACGAGCAUUACUUUCCUACCAUGGAGUUUAUAAAAGACCCGAACGAAUCUUGCGGUUGGAGGAGGAUCAGCUAUGAGGGUGGUUCGCCCCACAGAGGUGCAGGUACUCUUACCGCGGAAAUAAUGGAUGAGGGCAUCGAUCAGGAGGACGCCGUUGACGGUGAUGACAUUGAGUAA
Xylona heveae TC161 is the source of this 3051-nucleotide messenger RNA. Its product is annotated as Pro-apoptotic serine protease nma111. Gene Ontology annotation, molecular function: protein binding; serine-type endopeptidase activity. The transcript is spliced from 9 exons. The coding region runs from base 1 to 3051 and encodes 1016 amino acids. Gene Ontology annotation, biological process: proteolysis. The record is from RefSeq and is a predicted model, not a curated record. Lineage: Eukaryota; Fungi; Ascomycota; Xylonomycetes; Xylonales; Xylonaceae.